Molecule: messenger RNA, 1259 nt
Organism: Cynara cardunculus var. scolymus (artichoke)
Lineage: Eukaryota; Viridiplantae; Streptophyta; Magnoliopsida; Asterales; Asteraceae
Product: fatty-acid-binding protein 3, chloroplastic
Exons: 4
Coding region: 279-1121 (280 amino acids)
Biological process (GO): fatty acid metabolic process
Cellular component (GO): chloroplast stroma
Molecular function (GO): fatty acid binding; intramolecular lyase activity
Source: RefSeq, a predicted model, not a curated record
AUUAGAACAAGCAUAAAAUGACCCAGAUCUCUGACUUGAAACACACCCAUUUCUAUAAAUCAACUUCCCUUUUCUUUUUACAACGAUAGCCCUAACAUUUGUUAUUUUUAUUUAGAGUUUAAGGAAAAAAAAACAAAAAUCAAGAAAACCAUGGUCAGGCAUAUCCAGUUGUCCACAAGUCUUCAAUUCUUUGGGGCCCUGCGGAUAUGGAUGAAGUGAGUAAAAGAGGGUUGAACCUGGAAGUUGCUUUUACUGAUUGAAGGAACUCACAGAAAGAUAUGGUUGGAGGUGGAGGAAUAGGAAUUGGAGCAACUCCCAGAUCAGUUUCGCUUUUGCCCCACAACAGAUUUCGACCCCCAAAUUCAAAUCCAAUUCCUAGAAAUAGAACCCAUUUUCUAGAAAGAAAUAGAAUUCCACCCACCAAGUUAUCUGUCCACAAGUUUUCCCCUAUCCGCAUCCCUUCCUUCUCCAUUAAAGCUACUGCUUCUUCAGUAGGAAAUACAGAAUAUGUGGAGGAGCCUGCUACAAAUGUGAAAUUUCAAUCAUCUUUGAGUCUUCCUGGUUGCCCAAGUUCAUUAUCUUUGAUUGGAACAGGAUUCAGAGAAAAAGUUUUUGCAAUAAUAGGCGUUAAGGUCUAUGCCGCUGGACUAUACCUAAACCCCUCUAUCUUGGAUAAGUUAGAAGCCUGGAAAGGACGAAAUGCAGCUGAAAUUCAAGAGGAUUCAUCUUUGUUCAACUUAAUCUAUCAGGAUCCUCUAGAGAAAUCAUUACAGAUAGUUCUAGUCAGAGAUGUUGAUGGCAAAACUUUCUGGGAUGCUCUAGAUGAAGCCAUCUCCCCAAGAAUCAAAUCACCCCAAGUUGAUGAAACUGCCCUCUCCACAUUCCGUGGGAUCUUUCAAAAUCGGCCAUUAAAGAAAGGAACUUCCAUAUUCUUGACUUGGCUUCACCCCUCCAAAAUGCUAGUUCACUUAUCAGCCGAAGGGAUUCCAUCGGCUGCAGAUGCCACAAUCCAAUCAGAAAAUGUGACAAUCUCCCUCUUUGACGUAUUUUUUGGCCGUGGCCCUGUUUCUCCUUCCUUAAAAGCUUCAGUUAGCAACUGUUUGGCUUCAAUUCUCAGAUAAACUCAGUGAUCUGUUAGUUUCAUGAUACUUUAUUUCUAACGAGUAGGAACUUCCUGAACUGAGUCCUUGUUAGAUUUCCGAACAACAAAAAGAGUGGUGACCGUGAUUAUGAUCAUAGAAGGUGAUCUUGUUUGAUCU